AUUUCUGAAGGUGUGUCUCGGCUGCUCGGCCACCUCCGCCUACGUGGGAAUGAUUUUGGUGGGGGUCCAGUCCCAUUUCAGCGUUCAUCUCUCGCCAUCGUCAUGUCGCCUGGCCGAGGCCUCCGGACAGCACCGAAUGGCAAACCGACUCUCUCUCUCCUUGCAUAUCUCGUUUCAAUUCUCUGACGCCUGAUUAGGCUCGACGAUGUUUGGCCGCGGCGGCGUGCGUGGGUACAUGCGUGUCCGGCCUUAUCUGCGUCUCCCGCUUAAUCAGUGAACGCAGUCACGCCCAUGCAGUCCGGAGGUCGCCGGCCGCCGUCCUCGCUCACCGCCUCAACAUCAUCGCCGUCAUUUUCUCCAGGACUCGCGUGCGCCAUGAAGGCAGCGCCGAACAAGAGGAAGCUGAUCCUGCUGGUGUGCGUCUUGUCCGUAUCCUUGGUGACGCUGAUCCUGGGCCUCGGACUGGGACUGGGUCUGGAACUGCGGAGGUGCCGAGACAGAGUGGGACCGCGGACUUCGUGCAGGAAUCGCUGCUACCAGCCGUACGACGGUGACACCCCCGGGUGCAGAUGUGACGACGCCUGCGGGGACAGCGGAACCUGCUGCCCCGACUACCACGACCUCUGCAAAGCCCCCGCGGAACUGUGGGAAUGCACGCGUCUGCGCUGUGGCGAGACCAGGCUGCCCACCAGCAGGUGCCACUGCUCCGACGACUGUUCUGCGAAUUUUGACUGCUGCAGCAACUACCGGCACGUGUGCCAAGGACAAAGCCAGUGGGUGGAGGACGAGUGCGAGGACCUGUCACGCCCCUCCUGUCCACCAGGCUUCAAGCGCCAACCGCUGCUUCUGGUGUCUCUGGACGGCCUGCGGGCCGACUACCUGCGCCUGUGGAACCCGCUCAUCCCGGUGCUCGCCAAACUUCAGAAAUGCGGAGCGUCAGCUUCAUACAUGCAGUCAUCUUUUCCCACCAAGACUUUCCCCAACCACUACAGCAUUGUGACGGGUCUGUAUCCCGAGUCCAAUGGUUUGAUUGACAACGUGAUGUACGAUCCGGUGAUGGACGCCAUUUUCACGCUGUCGGGUCCGGAGAAGGAGAACCCGGAGUGGUACCUGGGACAGCCGAUUUGGCACACGGCAAAGUACCAGGGGCUGAAGUCCGGGACCUUCUUCUGGCCCGGAUCGGACGUGAAAAUAAACGGCAGCUUCCCGGACAUCUACCGGCCGUACAACGGGAAAAUCCCGUUUGAGGAGCGAGUCCUGACGGUAUUGAAGUGGCUCCAGCUGCCGGACGGGCAAAGACCUGACUUCUACACCCUGUACCUGGAGGAGCCGGACAAAUCGGGACACAGCUUCGGUCCUGUCAGUGGAGGGGUGGCCCAGUCCAUAAAAGCCGUGGACAAGGUGGUCGGUCAGCUGAUGAACGGACUCAAGCAGCUGGGACUUCACCGCUGCGUCAACGUCAUAGUGGUCGCCGAUCACGGCAUGGAGGAGACCAGUUGCGACAGGAAGGAAAACCUGCAGGAGCUUCUAGGGGACGUCAGCGACUACAUCGCUACAGAGGGACCCUUUGGACGCAUCCGGGCCAAGAACCCGGGCGCCGACUUGGAUGCUGCCGGACUUGUCGCCAACAUGACGUGCAAAGGUGCGACGCAGAACCUGCGGCCGUACCUGAAGUGGCACCUGCCCAAACGGCUUCACUACGCCAACAGCCGUCGCAUCGAAGACGUCAACGUGCUGGUGGAGCCAAAAUGGCUGCUGGAGAGGCUUCCGGGGUCGCUGCGGUUCUGCUCCGGCGGCCAGCACGGUUACGACAACGAUGUGGCCAGCAUGCACGCCAUGUUUGUCGCCCACGGUCCAAAGUUUGCCUCCGGCACGGAAGCGGAACCCUUCGCCAACGUCGAGCUCUACAACCUCAUGUGCGACGUGCUGCAGAUCUCGCCGGCCGCCAACAACGGGACGCACGGCAGCCUGAACCACCUGCUGCGACUGCCUUUCUACACCCCGCUGGCCCCGCCAGAGCAGAACGUGCCCGGCGAGUGCCGCCUUGGCACGUUGCAGCCGCAAGACCCUCUGGCCUGUUCCUGUCCCCACAUGAGCGGAGACGACGUCAUGGCCGCCAACCGUCGCCUCAACAUGACGUCCGCUCAAGAGGCCGCGGCGCGACGGAAACACCUGAUGUUCGGCCGGCCUCGCUCGCUGCGGCACCGGGAGCGUUACUGCAUCCUCCACCAGGAGGCGUUCGUCAGCGCCUACAGCGCCGACCUGAAGAUGGCGCUGUGGAGCUCCUUCAGCGUGGACAUGCCGAGCAACUCGGAGCCGCUGCCGCCCGUCGGCGCCGACUGCCUGCGGGCCGACGUCCGAAUUCCUCCGGCCGACAGUCGUCGUUGCGACGACUACGGCGACUUCCGCCGGGCCUUCCUGUACCCGCCCGGUACGCGUCGUCUGAUGGCGGAGCGACGCGACGCCUUGCUCAGCAGCCACUUGGUGCCCAUGUACCCCGAGUUCCACAGGAUCUGGGCCUACUUCCACGGCACCCUGCUCAAGAAAUACGCGGCCGUUUACAACGGCGUCAACGUGCUGACGGGCCCCGCCUUUGACUACGACCAUGAUGGACGCCAUGACCGGCCAGAGCUCAUCAAGCGGUGGGCGACACCGAGCAACGUGUCGGUUCCCACGCAUUACUUUGCCGUGCUGACCAGCUGCCGGAACGCAGGCCGACCGCUCCGAGAAUGUGACGGGCCGCUGCGCGCCGUGGCCUUCCUCUUGCCUCACCGGCCGGACACCUCUGAGAGCUGCAAGAGCGCCGAAGACGAAGCCUCUUGGGUGGAGGAUCACAUUUGGUUCCAUCAAGCCCGAGUCCGUGAUGUGGAGUGGAUCACAGGGUUGGACUUCUACCAGGAGAGUCAGCGACCGAUGCCUGAGCUGCUGCGGCUCAAGACCCGCCCCACGGCCGCCACUCAGAAGCCUUGAAUGUGUACGAGAAUUAAAAAAAAAAAAAAAAAAAAGCAUCAACACGUUCUGGUUUAUUCAACAUCAAACGGGAGGAGGGAAAGACGAGACCCGCUCCCCCACAAAAAAUUU
Molecule: messenger RNA, 3081 nt
Organism: Hippocampus zosterae (dwarf seahorse)
Lineage: Eukaryota; Metazoa; Chordata; Actinopteri; Syngnathiformes; Syngnathidae
Product: venom phosphodiesterase 1
Exons: 25
Coding region: 292-2970 (892 amino acids)
Biological process (GO): nucleoside triphosphate catabolic process
Molecular function (GO): metal ion binding; nucleic acid binding; nucleoside triphosphate diphosphatase activity
Source: RefSeq, a predicted model, not a curated record